This is a messenger RNA of Stereum hirsutum FP-91666 SS1, 2313 nucleotides long. RefSeq lists its product as uncharacterized. The record is from RefSeq and is a predicted model, not a curated record. Lineage: Eukaryota; Fungi; Basidiomycota; Agaricomycetes; Russulales; Stereaceae. The transcript is spliced from 3 exons. Bases 1 to 2313 code for a protein of 770 amino acids.
AUGGACUCGCAAGCUCGUCGAUUGUAUACCGCCGAGGCAUCAAAGACUACGUAUGGUCUCGCGCUCAUCCUUUUGAUCGAUAUCUCGAAAGUUGGCAUUUCAUUUCCGCUCAGAACCACUGUUUGCUCAUCGCAACCCAUCGUUGGGCUUUUACUGGGAUUUUCUAGUCGUCAUCGUUGCCAGAGCAAGUCUCCAUCCUCUGAGGCGGAUGUGGACGAUACCACUGGAAGUAUCUCCGCGUCAACACCGCGCAUCAUGCAUCAAUCCAGGAGACCUGACCGCUCAGAGGUCUUUAUCCAUGUCGAGACUUGGUUGACGCAUUCACAUAACGCAAGACAUGCUUGCCAACGGUAUGCCCACCCAAUCACCCAAGCAAAGGCUGCCCUUGAUUCUGAUGGUUCAUCCUUUGGGCUUGGUAUAAAUAUUGCUCUGUUCAUGCCGCGCAUAGCACUCACAACCUCCAUGGCUACCAACACUACCAUUGCAGGCACAAGCUUCUUCCCAUCCAUAUCCUUUGGCAACAGUCUCGACGAAAUCGGGGCACUCACCACCCUCGUCGGAUCGUCAAUCACCGAAUCCUUCGUGUUGGGUCAACGUGGAGCGGCGGGCCUGGCAUGGGCACCCAUUAGCACUUUCGGAGCCCUGUCUGUUGUGAAGGGUUGUAUCAGUGGUGCUAGUCCUGGAUGGCUGAGACAUACGUUGGGGUUGAGAACGAAGGCGUCGGAUUCGGCCAUAGGCAUGGACGUGAGGCUCGGUUCGAGAGGCUGGGGCGUCGCGAACAAGGUCCGAAGUACAUUGGAGGUACCAUUGGGGCUGUACCGAUAUCAUAGCUCAAUUCACAACCCUGCUAGGGAGCACUCGCUAUGUCGAGACGUGUACGCGUUCGACUCUUCGACAUCCACCGUCCUCAAUGAGCUCCCUGCAACAGACGCGGACGAGGCUUUCGCCGUGUACACCUACGGAGACCACCCUUUCGCUCGAAAACACCGAUCCCGCUUUCAAUUUGCGGCACUCUCUGUCUCUACGCUCAAGCUCACAGAGGCAUGGUGUCUCUGGCGACUUGCUGGACCGCUUCUUGCCAUCGUCACAGUAAUUCCAUGGACGUACUUCUUUCUCUUCGCCGUAGUCGUUGAGCUCCACGAAAUCAUCAUCUCACGGGCCCUUAUCCUGACUGGAGGCGAUAUCGACAUCAUCGCCGGCCAGUUGCCUUCCACCAAGAAACCAGGAGGAUCCAAGAAGAUAUUUCUCGGCGCCGUUGACGAUCCGAGACGACACAGGUGGUGGCGUACGGCAUGGCUUUUCGGCGCCAUCCUGUGUACAUUUUCCAUCGUCCUGACUUAUUUCAUCCUCGCCCAACAACCCACUUCCAUCACGCUUCUUUGGACGGCGUUUCAAGCGCUCUGGUUCAUCCUUCGUAUCGUCGUGUAUCACUUCUCAAGUCCGAGUAUGCCCAUGGCGCAUCGUAUGGUGGUGAAGAGACCGUGGGACGGUCUACCGGAGGAUAUGAAGGAGAGGGUGUUACAUCUCUUUUUGGGCAUCGCGACGUAUCAGAUCCAAAACCAUCCGCGAGAAUCGAACGGGCACGUCUACGGAGAAGACUGUCUCUCCGCUCCGCUCCUCAUUCGAUGGAUUCGGCAAUCUACCUCAGGAUCCCCACUUGCAUCAUCCGUAUUUUCGCUGGCAUACCCUCUCAGCGCGAGCCAUUUGCCGCCCAUAAGGGAGACCAAAAUUCACGCUGCGUCAGUCAAUGUUCGGGUACUCGGAGUGAUAGGGGACACUACGUUAUCGACCAUGGCGUGGAUGGCAGGGUCGAAGCUUGCGCCAAUGGACGUCUACGACUGCUGUAUUUUAUUUUUUAGUCGUACCGUUGAUCGCCCUCGAAAUCCUGGCACGCCGUCUAUCUUUGCUAUACCCGCUGUUCGUGUCUUGUCGUGCACCUCCGCAAGCUCCGACACCGUCGAUCACGAGCGCAAUAUCUCACAUCCGAUGUUCAUACCGCGCGGUGCCUCCAGCCAAACCGGGGACGUACAGACAUGGCAUUACUGGGUUCCCUGUGAUGGCAUGCCUUCGAUAUCGGUCCCAGAAACUUCAAAAUCACCGUCGCCGACCAUGUGGCUACAUCUCCGGAGCGAGAACGUUCGGAUAGUCGGUAGUCAGAGGGCGGAGGUGCUUUCUGACCUUGAGCUUGAUAGAAGGCUGGCUGCGGGGCGGUUGAAUAUUGGGCUGACGGGCAUUGGUGAUGUGCAAGAUGCUUUGGAGUCGUCGAGGAGGGUGGCGCUGCUUUGGUGGCAAUGGUUCGGUGUUAGAUCUUGA